Molecule: messenger RNA, 1523 nt
Organism: Daldinia vernicosa
Lineage: Eukaryota; Fungi; Ascomycota; Sordariomycetes; Xylariales; Hypoxylaceae
Exons: 1
Coding region: 308-1114 (268 amino acids)
Source: RefSeq, a predicted model, not a curated record
GCAACACAAAAACAGAUUUUUCGAAAGAAGCCAAGUAUCACCAAUUACCAAUUUUAUGUGACACCUCCAUAGGAAAGCCCCGACAUUCGUAAUUCGGCAUCGUGCAUAUAGCCCUGGGACGGUCAGUUUAAGAGGACGUACGACUACUCCUACGAGCACGUGAGUCUGGCACCCAUUCCCGGCCAAUAUAAAAACUCCAUGUAUUGUCCCCGCACCCUACGGAAAUCAUCAUAACUUGGAUCUUGCCGUGGGAUUCCAUUGUCCGGACUGUCUUAUAAUCCGAUAACAUCUGACGCCUCGUCCCACUAUGGCGGGCCAAUCAAGCAUCUUCCUCCGCCUUCCCCUGGAGAUCCGUGAGGAGAUCUACCUCCAACUGCUGCUCUUCCGCGACGACGUCGGUGUCCAGUCUCUGACUCCCAAGCUCGACAGGUGGAUCAAGUCGAUGUGGGAUGACCCCGGGUCAGCGUUCUGUGACGAUGAUGAGAAUGACACGGUGCUUCGGGGAAGGACCAGUAUCCUCUGCGUAUCUAAGCAGGUCAGCGAGGAGGCCCUCGACGUGUUGUACCAACGCAAUACAUUCGUCACACAUACGCACGCUGAUUCUCACGAUAAAUUCCUCAAGUUUGGAACCGCCAACAUACUGCGCAUCCGUUCCUUGAGGCUGGUCACACACCCUCACGAGCUUGGGUAUAUGGAGCCUGUCAAAUUCGACCCCAAGAUAUGGUGUCCGCUUCUUAAAGAUUUGACACAUCUUUCACUCGUUUUGAAACAGCCAUGGAAGGCUCGGGAACAUUAUGAUUCAUCCGGUAGUAAGGAGUUCCGGAAUUAUGUUGAGGAGGACCUACGGAAAUGGCUUGUUUGGCUAGAACCGAUCUUACAAUACUUCGCUACCAACAUUUCCGACAGAACCACGGUUAGCAUCGACGAUAACGAGUUAGCGGAGACGAGCGAGAUCGUGCAUAAAUGUUUCCGUGCUGGCUACCAGAGGGUGCAGACUGAGAUCGGAGACGUAAUCUUCGAGAGGGCGUUGCCAUCUGAGGAGUCUGAUUACUGGUACGACGACUAUGAUAUGGAUUCUACAUGUGGCGGCACCAUCAACGAUUCGUCAGACUAGCAUCGAAACGAUCCUUGAUUAGCCGGGGCAUCAUUUUCCGAGUACAAAAUGCAGCAAAGUCAACACCAUUUUCCUUUUCCAGCUAUCCCAUCUCUCAACAAUAUUUCCGUUUGCUCCUUUUUAAUCGGCUAACUCAGUUACGUAUGGAUUCGGGGUUACAUAGGAACUAGGUACGGGGAAAGGGGGUUAGGGCUAGUAGUCACCACUCAAUACUAACUGUUGUUGGCGGUCUGGUAAAACUCUGGAAGAGGACGGGAUUUCAGAAUGGUUACGAAAAAGAGACAACUUAAGGGUGUAAUAGAAUUAAUAUGCAAUCUUGUAUCUAUAAGCGUAUAUUCCUUCCACUUAGUGAUGUAGUUUUGAGAUAUAAAUUACGCCUAGCACAAAAUAGCAACUUCACAUAAGCGCC